UUGACUUGUACCUACACAUUUGUAUAAUUAUGCCUUAUUUGACAUCAGUCUCUUGUUAUUUUUUACUGCUUAUUUAGAAUGUAUUAUUACCAUUUCUAUUGUUCGUCUUUGUUAUUAUAAUAUAUUAUGUGUGAGUUGAUUUGUUGAUGAACAGGGGACGUCUUGAGUCGACCGUGCAUGGACUUCUUGAACGUGACCUUCAUAAAGUUGGUAGUAUUUAGGACCCUGAGGAGAUGAGUGUGGCUCAGACGACAGUGAAGCGUGUGUCCCACAGAAUACAAUGUGUGACAGUCAGUGCCAUACACUGAAGAGACGGGACAUGAAGCCAACGCAACAUAUGCUAUUUCUCUUUGUCUGUGUAAAACUAUAUGCUGUAAAAGAGAAGCUGAGUGGGACUUUAAAAUGGGAACAUGUAAACAGUUCAAAGUGGACUACAGCCCUGGAGUGUUGAGAUUCAUCAACAGUCUGCAAUGAAGACCUUAACAACCAGACUUGUGUGAACAAUGGCAGAGUCCUUCUAUCCGGUCAUCGCUCCUGCUCCAAACCUCUCUUCCUCCGCUCUCCCGACUGUCCCCUCCGAUCUGGGCGUGGUCACGGGCUCCCAGUCCGAAAUCAAGGACCUGUUUGGCCUCUUCUGCAUGGUGACCCUUGACCUCAUUGCGCUGUUGGCUAACACGGGCGUCAUGGUGGCUAUCGCGCGCGCCCCUCAUCUCAAACGCUUCGCUUUCGUCUGCCAUCUUUGUGCUGUCGACGUCCUGUGCGCCAUUCUUCUGAUGCCGCUGGGAAUCAUCUCAAGUUCGCCGUUUUUCGGGACAGUUGUUUUCACCAUUUUGGAGUGCCAAGUUUAUAUAUUUUUAAACGUCUUUCUUAUUUGUUUGUCUAUUCUUACUGUUACCGCUAUUAGCAUCGAGCGCUACUUUUACAUCGUCCACCCCAUGCGUUACGAAGUGAACAUGACCGUGAACCUCGUUAUUGUCGUCAUGUUGCUCAUUUGGAUCAAAUCUCUUCUACUAGCGAUGGUAACGCUUUUUGGCUGGCCCGCGUACGGAAGCCAUAGCUCAAUUUCCGCGGCGCAUUGCUCUCUCCACGCUAGCCACAGUAGCCUAAGAAAAGUAUUCGCUGUACUUUUUAGCGUGGCCUGCUUCAUGGUGCCUUCGUUUGUGAUUUUUGCCGUUUAUUGCGCGGUGUACAAGGUUGCGAGAUCGGCGGCCUUACAGCAAGCACCCGUAGUAGCGUCGUGCCCGGCUAAAGAUCGCUCAGAUUCGAUAAAUAGUCAAACAACAAUGAUCGCAACGAAUAGAACUAUCCCGCAACGGUUGUCUCCUGAAAGAGCGUUCAGCGGCGGAAAAGCAGCGUUAACUUUGGUCUUCAUCGUGGGUCAGUUUUUGAUCUGCUGGUUGCCAUAUUUCAUCUUCCACCUCCAGAUGGCGCUAAGCGGGUCCAUGCAAAGUCCAGGAGAUCUAGAGGAGGUGGUGAACUGGCUCGCCUUCUCGUCCUUCGCGGUCAACCCGUUUUUCUACGGGCUUUUGAACCGCCAGAUCAGAGACGAGUUGGUGAAGUUCAGAAGAUGCUGCUGGACCCAAACGGCGGAGAUGGGGACGUCCAGUCAUGAAGGGUCGCUUCAGGAGAACUUUCUGCAGUUCAUUCAAAGGACCACAGGGGGCAGUAGCAGUGGCAGUAGUAUUAGUAGCUCAGGCAGAAGGAGCAGUCUCAGAAGCAGUGGGGAGCGAGAGCAGAAGAUCCCAGGACAGGUACUAGAGGAGGCUUCAUAGACAAAUACACUGGACUUUAUAAUUUCUGUUAAAUGGACUCAAACACUUUCAAUGUGUUCUGGAAAUUUCCAAGACAAAAAAGACUGAUAUAACCCUGAAGCUGAAUGAUUGUAAACCAACCUGAACAUUACGAUUUAAACUGUACACUACUUUUUUCUGGUCAAAGCCAUGGGAACGUGCUUAUGUUCCCACAGCCCUAUCUUCCUUCAUUUUUAAGUUUUUUUGUUUUUUCUCUCCAAAAUUAGGCCCAAUAUUCCCAUUUCCUUCAUCAAUUUGCAUCAAAUUUCAUCCCCAUUUCUCCCAAUCUGAUCGUCAGUUACACCCAACCUAUUCUCCAGCAGCAGUUGAUUACAGAUGUAAUGUAGAGAUCAUAGUGCAAAUGCAGUGUAA
Boleophthalmus pectinirostris (great blue-spotted mudskipper) is the source of this 2162-nucleotide messenger RNA. It is a transcript of the gene gpr61l, whose product is annotated as G protein-coupled receptor 61-like. The transcript is spliced from 2 exons. Gene Ontology annotation, molecular function: G protein-coupled receptor activity. Bases 504 to 1772 code for a protein of 422 amino acids. Gene Ontology annotation, biological process: G protein-coupled receptor signaling pathway. Lineage: Eukaryota; Metazoa; Chordata; Actinopteri; Gobiiformes; Gobiidae. The record is from RefSeq and is a predicted model, not a curated record. Gene Ontology annotation, cellular component: plasma membrane; endosome; signaling receptor complex.